Molecule: messenger RNA, 306 nt
Organism: Cooperia oncophora
Lineage: Eukaryota; Metazoa; Nematoda; Chromadorea; Rhabditida; Trichostrongylidae
Source: the annotation of a GenBank genome assembly
AUGGACAACCUUACCGGCUUACAACGAACACCCAUGAUCUCGCCUUACGACCAUCCUCUAGACAUCAAGCAUGAUCCGGCAGAGAAGCGCCAUGAAAAGGUGGGUGGAAUGGGUUUUGGGAAUCGAAAAAACAGCGCCGGAACCGCACCACCUUCACCACCUUCCAACUGCAUGAGCUGGAGCAGGCAUUCGAACAAAGCCACUACCCGGAUGUAUACGCUCGUGAACAACUCGCCAAAAAGAGUGAAGUUGCCCGAAGUGCGAGUACAGGUUAGUGACGGUCGGAACGUGAUUUCUUUUUUCUAG